Molecule: messenger RNA, 1880 nt
Organism: Pseudomyrmex gracilis
Lineage: Eukaryota; Metazoa; Arthropoda; Insecta; Hymenoptera; Formicidae
Product: opioid-binding protein/cell adhesion molecule homolog
Exons: 10
Coding region: 52-1287 (411 amino acids)
Cellular component (GO): neuron projection
Source: RefSeq, a predicted model, not a curated record
CUCUCGCGUCACGACGCACGUUCGACUGUUCACACGUGCGAACGAGAAAUCAUGGAGAAACGUGCGGUGUUGUGCCGGUGUCGAGGACAGGUACCUCUUCUGGUAGUGACCACUCUACUGAUUGGCGUGCGUACGGAACUUGUUGAUCCCAAUUUCAAAGAGCCAAUACAAAACGUAACCUUCGCCGUGGGAAGAGAGGCCGUUCUUGCCUGCGUGGUUCAGGAUCUCGCCGGAUACAAGGUGGCAUGGUUGCGCGUCGACACGCAAACUAUUUUGACGAUAGCGAGCCACGUGAUCACGAAGAAUCACAGGAUCGCGGUGUCCCACAGCGACCACAGAACGUGGUUCCUUCACAUACGGGAGGUGCGGGAGUCCGAUCGGGGCUGGUACAUGUGUCAGAUAAACACGGAUCCCAUGAAAAGCCAGAUCGGUUAUCUCGAAGUGGUCGUGCCGCCCGACAUCGUGGACUAUGAUACUAGCACGGACAUGGUGGUGAUGGAAGGACGGAACGUGACUCUGCGCUGCUCCGCGACCGGUUCCCCGCCGCCCAACAUCACCUGGCGACGCGAGGAUGGUCAGGCAAUUCAGCUCGGCAACGGACUGGAAGUUGCGAGCGUGGAAGGUACGUUCCUCAAUAUCACAAAGGUAAACCGACUGCACAUGGGAUCCUACUUGUGCAUCGCAUCAAACGGAGUGCCGCCAUCAGUCAGUAAAAGAAUAAUGCUUACCGUGCAUUUUUCGCCGAUGAUAUGGGUUCAGAAUCAGUUGGUGGGCGCUCACGAAGGCGACAAGCUGACUCUGGAGUGUUUCUCGGAAGCUUAUCCGAAAUCUAUCAAUUAUUGGACGAGAGAUAAGGACAAGAUCAUGACAGGAGGAAAAUUCGAGCCCGUGCUGAAGGACAACGCGUACAAAAUACACAUGACACUGACGAUAAAUUCAGUCAGUCAGGCGGAUUACGGCUCGUACAAAUGUGUCUCCCGAAACUCACUGGGCGACACUGACGGCAGCAUUAAAGUAUAUCAACUAUCGAACUCCACCGGCAGCGCCAAAAACAAAGGUAAACUAAGGCAAAAUUCAGGGAACAAUAUCCUGGAGGGAAAUCAAGAUAUGCUAAAGGAUCGAGACCGAGAAGGACGAGGUCGUAAAAAGAACAACGGCGACGUAACGGAUUACGAUGAGUCCAGCGCAAGCAGCAACACCAGCAGCUCGUUUCUUCUGGUGACCCUCGUCGUUCUGUACCUGUGUCAUCAUCACCAUCCGCAGAUACGGACGUUGCAUCCGGCCUGAGAUCUGCCCACGACCGCCCUGCACGCAAUCACACGCGUACUUCGAUCAUCGAACCAUCUCGUGACUCUUGUACAUCCACUUGUAAAUCCAUCGCUCAGGGACUUCAGUCGAGGAUGAAUAUCGUCGAGGACUGCGUUGACCACUUUAAACUUUAAACGAUAAGAUAAUAAUACUAUAUAAGUAGCGUUAGCAAGCCGACUCCGCCGACCCCGGUGUGCAGCUCGGAGAAGUUUGCUAAGGGAGGAUUACGACUUAAGGAAACGGCCAUUGCGAACAGUUUUCGGACUCGGAGUUGGGCGCGCAAAUCCACCUUAUAUGAGAAUCAUGUUACACACUGCGUUGGGAAACGCCUAUCUCUCUGAUUUUAGAAUCGCGUUAGCGCGGACAAGAUUCUAAAAUCAGAUUCAUAAAAUCCGGAACGUUAGGGCGAAGAAAUCGCUUACGCGUUUUCAUGAAAGACCGUUCGUAAAUUUUUGUCUCAGUUCUAACGGCUUCUCUUUUUAUUCUAGUCAUUUCUUAUUUAAACAGAAAGCUCAUCUUAUUAUUAUGCAAAUCUAUUUGUUUUACAGAUGAUAUAAUUUAUGUAAUUGAGA